GCACUGGCUUGAGACCCGAGUUCCACGUCUCUCUUCGUGCUAAAAUGAAGUCUGGCACUGCAGAAGUCCUGCUUCUCCUGUUGGCUGCAUUCCCGCUCCUGGCGGCAAACGAUCCUACAGAUAAAGACAGCCCCUUCUAUUAUGACUGGCAUUCGCUUCGUGUUGGCGGUUUGGUCUUUGCUGGAAUCCUCUGUUUUCUGGGAAUUGUUAUCCUGUUGAGUGGAAAGUGCAAGUGCAAACCGAAGAAGAGAAGCAGUGUCCAGGUUGGUAAUGCACCAAAGCAACCCCUUACAGGAGGAACCAGUGAGUGCUGAGUCGAGAAAAGGUCUGUGCUUGCUAACAUCAGCCCCGUCUUGCGUCUGUGAAAUGGCUCCUCUCCACUGUCGGCAACAGACUGGUCUUUUUACUUUCAUGUUAUUUUAGAUCCUUCCAUGUGUCCUGGUUGGUUUAUUUUUUUUAAAUAUAAUAAAAUGUC
Messenger RNA from Varanus komodoensis (Komodo dragon), 475 nucleotides. RefSeq names its product FXYD domain-containing ion transport regulator 3-like. Gene Ontology annotation, biological process: regulation of sodium ion transmembrane transporter activity. The record is from RefSeq and is a predicted model, not a curated record. Gene Ontology annotation, cellular component: membrane. The transcript has 8 exons. Gene Ontology annotation, molecular function: sodium channel regulator activity. Lineage: Eukaryota; Metazoa; Chordata; Lepidosauria; Squamata; Varanidae. The coding region runs from base 45 to 314 and encodes 89 amino acids.